Strongylocentrotus purpuratus (purple sea urchin) is the source of this 11942-nucleotide messenger RNA. RefSeq names its product alpha-N-acetylgalactosaminide alpha-2,6-sialyltransferase 5. NCBI's taxonomy places the organism in Eukaryota, Metazoa, Echinodermata, Echinoidea, Camarodonta, Strongylocentrotidae. Gene Ontology annotation, molecular function: sialyltransferase activity. The coding region runs from base 1561 to 2880 and encodes 439 amino acids. The record is from RefSeq and is a predicted model, not a curated record. The transcript is spliced from 5 exons.
GUUGAAAUAUACAUGUACGGUAUGUCUUUUCUUCAACAUCAUUUAGUCUAUUCAAGACCACCAAAGUGUUAUUAUGUUUCUGAAUUUGUCUGCUGAUGGGCACUCUACUCUUGGGCACUUACCGGUACAUGUACAUGCAUGUAGCCUCCUCCCCCCCAAAGAAAGGGAAAUUUAUUGGACCUUUUUUUUUUCAUUGAUAAAACUGAGCCAGCAUUCCCUCUUAUGGAAAAUGUGUACCUGUAUGGAUGACUCUAAAAUAGCACACCUUCCUCAACCGAUACCAUCACUUACAAAUGGAGCAUGGAUGUUUAUGGUAUCAGAGUUCAUCAUGAAAAUUAUGAGAUGGUUGCGGGUGAGCUCACACACAUUGUAAUUUAAUUGAGGAUCUGUUGCACGUGUGUGGGUGCACACCAGUAUAUACGCACACUCCACUUCUCUCACUCUCCCAUCCAUCUGAUUGGUGGGUCCCUUGCCUCUAAUCUUGGUACACCCAAUACCACGUAUGGUACAUCAGCUGAAUAAUAGUGUUGAUAUUAGCGGCCUCUCAUGCAAAAUUUCACACAAUGCUGCCUUGGUCCCCCCACAUGCUACUAUACAAGCCUCCUGCAUUUUACUUCCUUCUAGCCGGUAGAAACAAAAGGGAAAGCAGCGUUUCAUUUUCAGUAGGAGAGCCGUCCUCACUCUGGAUCAUGAUGUGGAAUACUACAGGACGCUUUUAAUGUGCCGUCAUCAUUUUUACAUGACUCGCUAUCAUUUCCUCCAUUUUUGUUUCCAUGGAUCUAUAUUUGCAGAUGGUUAAUGAUUGAUAAACGAGUAUCUCAUGCAUUGUUGGAACAUGGACACACUAAAAGUGGGAGGUCCAUGGGUGGAACAUUCAAGACAAGUAGCAAAGCUAAAUAUUAAUCAGUUGGACUUCUGAUCAGCAGUCAAACCAUCAAGUUCUGAGAGAAAUCUGGGUGUACGGCUUGAUUCUCGUUUAAACAUGGAGAAGUGUGUACAUGGAUGUGUAUCCAACGCCUACAUAUCUGCCUUUUGUACAAUCUCCGUUACAUUCAUAGAUACUUGGACCGGAAAACUUAUGUUGAAGAUGCACCUGUUUUUAGGAGCUUUUGAAUAGCUGUUGAUUGUGUGUCUGUCAAGUACCACUGUUAGGAGUUUUGUUAUCACGUCGCAAUAGAGUAUAUUUACAUAGUACCUGCUCUAUAUAAAUUGAUCUAAUUAAUAUUAUUAUGAAACAGCUUCCAUGUUUUUCGGAUAUAGCAACCUGUUUGAUUUGUCAUGGUUCAUCGCUAUGCUUUUGUCACCUAUGCUCUUUUUAGUCAACUUUCGUUACCUCCCCCAAACACCGGUCAUUCGCCUGAAAUCUAUGAGAACUUGCUCUAAUGUUGAAAAGCAGGAAAUGGAUAGAACGACCCCAGAAAUAAAAAUUAAGUUCUGAUAUUAACGUUCAAGUGCCUCGGUGGAUAACCAUCAUUGGUAGCGUACAGUAGCAGCGUCUGCAGUAGGUACGGUCCAAUCGAAGCGCUGAAAUUGCGCUGUUGCACCUUAGGCCACAGAGACAUGGAAACCGAAAAUGCUGCUGCUGCUGAGAGAGUCUUAAAGACGCAUGAUUCCUCAGAUGUUCUUUCUCCUGUCUCCAAGUUAAUGCAAAUACUGCAAAAACCGCACAGAAUACUUGCCUUUGCCCUUUGCUACACAUUGACAUGCUUUGUCUGCCUGAGCCUAUACUAUGACGGCACCUACAAAGCAGACACAUCACACCAGGUAGCAGUGCGCCUGACCAAUCCUUCCCCAGCCCCGCCCGCCACGCCCAGGCCGCCCGGAGAAGUCCACCGGAAUGUCUCGCGGGAGAUACUCCAGCUGCAGGACACGGCGGAGGAGCUGCAGCGGCAGGUCGAGCGCCAGACCGCGGAGCGCCCUCACCCCAAGAAGAUCGACUGGCGAGAGGUGGUCAAGAGGGAUAUGUUCAAGGAGAAAAAGAAGCUUUUGUCUUCGAAUGACUACAGGCAUUUUGCCAACAAUAAGAGUCUCUCCUACCACUGUAAACGAUGUGCAAUAGUUUCCAGCUCCGGGCAGCUACUAGGGCGAGGAGCGGGCCCCGAAAUCGAUAGCAACGAAUGUGUGAUUCGCAUGAACGAUGCGCCCACCAGGGGCUUUGAACACGAUGUAGGAACAAAGACUUCAGUCCGAGUCAUCGGGCACAGAAACCUGGGGCGCGUGUUCGCAAACCAGAAUGAUCUGCAAGAUAGGAUGUUUUCGAACCGGUCGACGGAGAAGGUUUUUGUGCACUGGUCGUACCUGACGGAUAUUGACGCCGACAAGGUGGAGGAAUACGCCCUUGUAUUGAAACUCAUGGAGAAAUACCCCAAAGUGGACUUUGUGAUGUUCACGCCACAAAAAAUGAAAUUCGCCGAAAAGCUCUUCCAUCAUGAAACAGAAUUAACAAGGAGACAAGCGAGAACGUGGUUAUCGACAGGGUGGUAUACAAUGUUGCUUGCCAUGGAUGUGUGUGAUGAAAUCAACGUCUAUGGUAUGGUCAGCGAGGAUUAUUGCAAGGAGCAUCCCAAUGAAAAGGUGCCUUACCACUACUACGACCCCUCCUCCAAGCCAGAGUGUACGUACUACCACACGAGCGAGGUCAGGCUGACGAGCGGUCAUCUCUUCAUCACAGAGAAAGCGGUCUUUGCCCGCUGGUCAAGCAUCUACAACAUCCACUUCCAUUACCCGUACUGGGAACCGCGGCCGUACAGCGUCAGCGAUACGCUUAGAACUCCUUUCCUCUUGCGCUACCAUAUAGCCAACAACAGACUCUUUGCAAAGUAUCCCUUCUGGAAGCUCUACUUCCACUUUGCCGGAAUAUUUUACCCCCUGGUGCAUUGAUGCUGGGGGGCUAUUGUAGAUAGCGUAUUUCUUGUCGUCAUCGUCGCCGUCGUCAUGUUCUUGUCGCUGUCAUCGUAUGGAUUUUUUUUUCAUCGUGACCGUGUUGUUAAUGUUGCUUGUUUGGAUGACGCUUGCAUGCAGGAGUCAUUUUUCGGACACGUCGAUGGAUGUGAUAUGAAGUGAAUUUACAUGAUAUUAAUGGAAAGCAAGGGAAAGGAAAAGGAGGAAGGAAAGAAAUGGAAUGAUGGAAAAUAAUAGAAGGAAGAAUGCCUGGAAGCAUACAAUCAGCACAGUGAAUAUAAAGGUAGAUGUUUCUUGCCAGAAAGAAAGAUCUACCCAUCCAUCUAAAAGUUGCAAUGAUGGGUUCUCAAGAAACCAGGAGGACUUCAUUCAAGUUGGAUCUGCUUCGUUGUACAACCUAACGUCACAUGAUCUACACCCUGACCUGUGAUUGGUGGAACACGGGAAUCUCUUCGGCCCUUCCAGAUCUCACCAUGGCCUAUUCAAAAAGCGUCAAAAAUGCUACUUAACUCCUUCUACCGUCGUACAUACACAUGUAACAUUCUCAUUGCAGUGCUGGCUGUGACAGUCAAUUAUUGAAAGGGUUCCCUUGGUGAUGCGAUGAUUAAAGUGGAGAGUUUGUGUUUACCGGUGUAAUGCUUUUUUAUAAUGAUUUACAACUGACAUUUACAGCAGGAUGGUGGCAUAUCUUGCAACACUCCAAGGUAUACUUAUGAAGGCUUGUUCAGAUAUAUGGCCCGGUAAACUGCCGCAAGGAGGUUUUUUGUGUAUAAAAUGAAAGGCAACUGCGUGUAACAAGGACUUGAGCGUAUUCACCGAGUCUGUUUGUUAUGAAGCGUAUAACACUUCACGUCAUCGUUAUUAAAAAAAGCUGUGGUUUUGCCGUGGCGUAUCUGAACAAGCCUCAAAGGAGAACAAAAAUUGUUCGAGCCGAAUUUAACGUCUGUCCUCACAAUCUCGACUGGAAUAUUGGUACCAUAUAAAAAGUAUGUUUUUCAUUUCGGACUCGUGUUUCUCAUAAUCAUAUUUGCAAUCUUGCAUUUCACUCCAUGCUUCCUGAAAUUGAGCCUCGUGAGAGAGCGAAAUUGAUAUUCAGAAAGCAAACAACCUCUCCAUUUAUAAACUAGAAGUGUUUUGUAAUUUUCUGCCGGCCGUUGUUUAUUUAAUAAGAAAGCAUACCUGGCACAAUCAAUAGUGUAAACCAGGUAGACACAUAUAUUGUUUCUUGUGUUUUUUUUAUACCUCCAAAUGAAAAACAUGAAGAAAUUGAGGAAAAUGCUUCUUGUGGAAUAAUUGAUAAAAAUCAUGCAUAAAUUUAAGAAACAAAGUGAUCAAUGCUCGUCAUGAUGAUCGAUUGUAAUGAUAGUAAGUUUGAAACACUUAAUGAAAUUGAUAGGACAGGUGAGAAAGGCCAUGGACCCGUUUCACAAACCUUUUUUCAAUGACAAAUGACAAAAAUCAGUGACAAAUCUGGUGAUAACCAAUCAGAAGCAAGGAUUUCAGUAGUUUAUAACAAAACCUGUCAUUUGUCACUGAUGACAAGUUUUGUGAAACGCCCCCCAGGAAGGGUACAUGGAGGAAUCAAGUUAAAGCCAGGAGAAAGGAUAUUUUUUUGUUAUAUACCUCCUGCAAGCAAUGCAAUGCUGGGCGUUGCUUAUCUGUAUUAAAUAUGUGUGUAUCAGUAUAGGGCUCUCUUUCCUUUGAAUUGGCAAUGAAGGCAUCGUACCGAGACCUGAGUCAACUAUUUCCUCUUUCUAGAAAGAAACCUUGUUUUUAAAUUAUCUAGCCAAGAUGUGAAUAAUUAGGCAUUCUAAUUCAGAGUUGUACAUUUGUUUGUCCCUCUGCAACGGGACAGCGAGUUUGAAAUCAAUGUUUCUGAUUGAUUUCUUGUUAGUGUCAUGAGGGGGUGUAGGAGAGUGAGUCAUAGAUGCGAGCUAGUUAGUACAAGGUCCGACAAAUCCUCGUCAGACGACGACGUGUCGAUUAAAUAUAGAGUUGAGGUAAGGAUAUGUUAUCAACAGCGAUUUCUGAUUAGACAUAUAUCUACAAGCUCAUGUGAUGUUUAUAUAAGAGCUGAGUAUUCAUUCAUUCAGUAGACCCCAGUCACAUUGCCUACUUGUUCCCGAACCAACCAAUUCAUUGACCAUGUGUCGUGAUGUCAUUUCCUGUGUGACGUGUUGUCGGUCUGGCGUUUGUCUCGUUUGGUGCGACUGAGGUGAAAGGCUGACCGAAUGCCAUACCUGCAAAAUUUGAAUGAUGUUUAGGGUCAUAUUGUAUCUUUUUCAAUCAAUCUUGUCAUGAAUAUGGAUAUUGGGGUUUGGGCAUUGAUAUUGGUGCCAUGUCAUUUAGAUCUAAGAUAACUAGACUACGAUCCGUGGAAGAAUUGUCUAAACGUACCCAGAAUAUUCACAAAUUGUACAGCAUAUAAAUUUAUGUUUUUUAUAAUUGAUUUUAUUCGCAUGGCUGAGGGGUUGUUUUUUAAAGGAUACUUGAAAGAAAAAAAAUCACAUGGUUUGCAAUUGAAGAUCUCUAAACACCCAAGUAUUAGUUACUCACAGUUUUUUUUCUUCUUUCGUUUUGAUCAGGUGUGAAAUCUUUCUCAUUACAAAAGCUUUUUGAAUGAAUUUCAAAUUUAGCCACAGAAAUAAGUAAUCAGAAGGAUGGAAAAAUUAAUUCGGAUAUUGUUUGAAAUAAUCGGAACACCAAAUUCCAAAAUAAUUAUCAGUAGUUGACCUACUUUCCAUUGCCUUUAAACUUUGAUAAAAACCACAAAAUCAAUUUUGACAAGAAAAACAGCGCUUGUAAACAUGCUAAAAAAUAUUUGUCUCUACUUUUGAUGAAGGAUUUUUUUUUUAAAUCACAGAAAUACAGAUCAGGCUGUCAAUUCAGUGUAAAUUGGGAAUGAAUACGGUUUUAGAAACAGCUGAUGGAUAAAUCAUAUGUGAGGCUGGAGUUCUAUGAAAUAUUGAUUUACUCAGACCAACCAUACUCUCCUAUUUAUCUCCUUUCAUUUGAAAAAAAAAUGUGCUUGUAUUCAUUUUACUUUUGUUUCUGUCCUUUAUAGACAGAAUAUUUAAAUUAUGAACUUUUUUUGCUUGCUCUUUUGCAUUAAAUGUUGUCUUUGUUUACCUCUUCUCAAACAUUUUUUUGUACCCAUUUUAACAUUUCACCCUUGUCUAUUCCCUUGAAGUCAAUAAGGAUUUGAUCAUUCAAAGGUACUUGCCUGCAUAUUUAUUUCCCAAUGAAAUUUGAUCAUAUUGUCAAAAGAAAAUUGGCUUGGAAUAUCUUAAAAGGAUGUAUAUCGUUGAUCAGAGAUUUGUUGUUGUUGUGAAUAUGACAGAUAUGCCCGUUGCGAUAUGCACUGAUUAUUUAUAUGUAAAUGAAUAGAGUAGAUUACAACUAUCUAAGCUUUAACGAAAACAUGUACAUGUAUUUCAUUGUAGAAUUAGUAAGUGGUACAGAGCCAGUUUGAUGUCAUAUAACAUCAUUAUUCAUUAAAUCAUUUGUGAUCAGCUUUAAGCCUCAAGAGUGUAUGAGCUCCAUCAAUUUGAUGGCAAAAUUUUACCUAAAUUGUAUUAAUAUGAUGUGAAAGGGGAUGACAUUUAACACACACUUCUGCAAGGAUUUCCACAAAAUGUGUUUGAAGACGAAUAUUGAUGAAAUAAUACAAAAUUUUGGUUUUUCUGCGAAGAACAGUGAACCCAAAUAUGGCAUUCUGUCAUCAAUAUUCAUCUUCAAACAUUUGUUUUGAAAAUCCUUGCAGAAGUGUGUGUUUAAUGCAAAACCCUUUCACAUCAUUCAAUUUAAGUUAUUUUUUGCCAACAGAUUUUGGGAAAAUUUGGGGUAACAAUUUGGAGGGGCUUUAGAGUUGCAUACAUGUACAUGAUCAUUUGGCAUUAUUAUCUUGGUCAAUGCUUAAUUAUGGUCAAGAAUCACGAUAUAAUGUGGGACUGAAAAAGCACAAUUGGACAGUGCAUGUUCCAGGUCAAUGAUAUAUAUAUAUAUAUUACACUAUUACAUAGGAGAUAGUAAAGUUUAAAGUGUGUAUACAUUUAAUUUGAACUACCGGCAAAUGGGACGUUGGUCUAAUUCAUAUUCUAGCUUGCAAAAUAUUUUUCACCAACUCUAUAUUGUGCAGGAGAUAAUCAGAGCUUUGAAGCGGGUAUAAUUUGAACCAACUGUCAUCGCAAAGCAUUGGGGGAGUUAUUAUUAUCCAUUUUCUACCUUACACAAUUAUUAUGGACCCGCAUUAUUAUUAUUACACAUGAGAUGGUAUUAAAAAUGUGUGUAGUUUGAACCAUGGGUCAUAUCUAAAUAUUUGGCGAGUUGGCCUCAUUUAAUUUCUGGCAUAAUAUAAGGUAUCUCGGCCUGACUGUUAAAUUCUGCUAGCUUUAAGAUCAAGACAUUGGAUGGACCUACCGAGGAAGCCAUGAUGGUUUCCAACAGGAAAGACUAGUGUAUGUAUAGUCAUGAAAACCUCCCCGUCAAUGAUGCAGAUAGCUCUCAGCCGAUUUAACAAUAACCAUGGUAACGAGCUGCUGUUGCCCCAGGUGAAGAAUAGAGUCAUGUUGAUUUCUGUGUCGGGCGAUAGAGCACUCCCCCUGCGCUGCUUACUUAUGUAUUGUCCACAAUGGCUGUCUGGCUGAUGGUGACAACUGAUAACCGGUAUUAAUUACAUGUGCAUGAUGAAGUACACGUGGAGGUCAAAUUAUGAUAAUAGGAGCUCUUGAAGUAGGGUACUCGGUCAGGCUGAUUCGUGGUCGCGGUGGAAAAUUAAAUACUUAACUUGCUACCUCUAUUCCCCUGAAUUGGAUAGAUUUUCUGAAUAAUUACUUGAAAAACUAGAGAAAGGGGUGAAUUUAAAUCAUUGACCUCAUCACUGGACAUUAGUUACUAUCAUUACAUUCUUAAUCAAAAUAAUCCAUCUUUUCUAUGAUUUUCAUCAAAUUUUAGGCAGUAUUCUAGUGUGGUGUAUAUCAAAUAGAUUUUUUAAUUUCCAGAAUGGUGCAAGGCUUGCACUCUUCCGCUGACCUCUAUCAUGGCAGUUUAAUCAUUGUAUUUUUAAGUUAAUUCACAUAGCAUUUUGAAUCACGAGUAUGCAGCUUGGCAUUAUUCUAAAAGACUAUUCUGUGGUUAUUCUGUAUUCAUAUCAUAUAACAUCAUGUGAGUACUGUCUUUCAGCAUGCAUGAUACAUGCAGGAGAUCUACCAAAAAAAAAAAACACAUUGUGAAGCUAUCCCUUUCUAGAUACUGUACACCAUCUUAGCACAAGGUGGCGCUGUUGCACUUGUCCCCAAAUGAUUUUUGUUUUCCUGCUGUACAUUGAAGAAACUGCAUUGUUAAACCAUCUGUGAAUGCUUGACAGAUACAACAUAAUCUACUUAGAUUCAGGUGGGUGCUAUUUCAUGUUUAAAAAAAUAAAAUAAAGCACUUGCAGUAUUAUUGUUCUUUGGCUCUUAGCAUAAGCCAUUAUCAAUCAAUUCAAUGAACCUUUGCCUUGUAUGUCAUAUACCUUGUGUCCCCUGGGACCUGUUGCAUAAAAUUUACCAUGGAUGGUAACUCUGCCAUCAAUGGUAACUACCAUGGUAACAUUGCUCAACAGCCAAUCAAAAUCAAGUAUUCCAUGGAAGUCAUCAUUGUUGACAAAGUAACCAUCAGUGAUAAGUUUUAUGCAACGGGACUCCAGAUCUUAUUAUUAUUAUACCAUUCUUAUUGAUUUCUUCUUGUCUUUGUUUUGUUUUGCACAUUUAUCAUCCAUAUAAUCACUUACCUAUAAAACACUUGGGAGUAGUCAUAUAUGUAAUGAAAAAUGUACUAGAUUAGCGACGUUAUUUGGACUACAUUCCGCCCUAUAUCUAUUUAUUGUGUUAUUAAUUUUACUACUGGUACUUGUUAUUCUUCUAUUUAUGUGAUGUUUACCCCGCAUGCUGAAAGUACAUAUUCGUGUCAACAUAUUAUAGAUACCGGUACUCUAAAAUUGGCAUCAUUGAGUCUUGUAUGCAUGUUGUAGCCUACUGGUAGGGAGCUUGUAGAAGUGUUGCACUUUUAUAUAAGGUGGAUACAUUGAAAUAAUAUGUGAAAGUCCUCGUUAUUUCUGAAAUAAUAUCAGCAUUCAUAUUAUGAUGUGCUUUUGCCAUCCAGUUUGUAUAUUAUUGAGGCUCGCCAAUCACGUGAUUACCACAAGUAUGAAAGGUAAGGAAGAAGAAAAUAUAUUAAUCUGUGACUUAUUUUGUCACAACUUCUGCCUAUGAUGGUCCAAAGAUUGUCCGUGUGUGCGCUGGAGACUAUGACAUGAUGCACUGUAGGUUUAGACAUAAAUCAUUGAUUAUUUGUAGUGAUAGUUAUUUACUAUUGCAUAAAUCAUUGAUUAUUUGUAGUGAUAGUUAUUAACUAUUGCAUAAAUCAUUGAUUAUUUGUAGUGAUAGUUAGUUACUAUUGCAUAAAUCAUUGAUUAUUUGUAGUGAUAGUUAUUUACUAUUGCAUAAAUCAUUGAUUAUUUGUAGUGAUAGUUAUUUACUAUUGCACUCUCUCUUUUGUUGUUGUUGUUUGCCUAUUCUUUUUUCCUGUGGGGGAGUCUGAAGGCGAAGGAAAAGUGAAUAUACCGGUACUAAAGAUGUUUGUUUAGGAGAUCUCUGUGUUUCUAUAAUUAUAUCAUUGUUAUAUUGGUUACAACUUCCUUUGAGUCAAGUUAUUUGAUUUCAAUUCAAAUUAUGUCUUUUUGAAAUUCUUGACCUUUUUUAUCAUUUUGCGUGUCAUUAUUGUAUUGUUUGUCUGGAAGAUUUUUACGAACUGUUUUCAUGAAAUUAGAAAAAUUAAGGUUUUGAGUAUGGGAUACCGAAAUCGCAAAAUUUGGGUUUUGAGUAUGGGAAACCUCGAUCAUGUUUUCUUGAUUAUGCCUUCAUUCGAUUUGAGAAUUAAGUUUUAUAUAUUUAAUUUCACAAAAGGGCGUAAGAGUAUGAGUAACAUACUUACAAGUCGUGUUUGGUUGAAAAAUAGUAUCUCGCACUGAUAAGUUAUUUUAAUUGGAUAAUUUCCUCAUAAUUAACAAGAGUUAUGGUCAUGCAGUGGAAUGCCUUCUGAUACUCAUCUUGUAGGUUUUUUUCAAAAGUAAAAUUCUUGUUGUUACAAUUUCUCCGGUCUGUGAUAACCAUUAUUUAAUUUGAGUUGAACAGAUGCUGCCAAUUUGAUAGCAUUGGAUUGCCACAAUUCAUUUAUUUAACUUUUUUUUAAAUGCAGUCUUUUGGAUAAAUGUAUACCUUGAUUUUGGGAAUGAAUUUUUCUCAAAUGAGAUACAUGAAACAAAGCUGUUCAUUGACAUAUACUAGUAUCAAAUCUUCAUAUAUGGUACUACUGUAUAGUGCUUGACUUAACAUAGUACUACACGGUUUUAAUUUAUUGGAAGUUGGGGGGGGGGGGUAAAAGAUAUUGGGUAUGUAGACGUGUUCUGGGUUCUGUCUUAUAAUUGAUUGCCACUUGAAUUCAAUCAAAACUCUGUACUAAAGAGAUGAAGGUUACUUGGUUUGCAAUUGAUUGGAGGUCUUGUAUUCAAUCUAGAGUCAUUAAUUGCAGCUCUUUUAUAAGACGAGGCCUCGCUUAUCAAUAUCCAACCACACAUCGCAUAAUUGCUUUGUAUAUUUAUUAAAACUUACCUGCAGCAAGUUUAAUUGGAGACAUUCCUGUGAAUAAAUCUAGUGUGUGUUGUGCAUGUGUUGAUUCGGAAAGACAAGUUCUAAUUCAUGUUUUUUCUUGAAUGCCUAUUUAAUAUUUAUGAUACCCCACCUAAAUACAACAUUUGUACACAUUUCCACUUUUCUAUAGAAGUAAGCAAUCUUGUUGAAGUGGUUUUAGUUAGUCUAAGAUAUCAUUUCAGACUGUUGAUUGAUCAUCAUUAUUUUGUGGUAUUUGAUUGGCAAGUGAUCCUGUCAAUUUUUGUGAUGGUAUGGUAACAAAUAAUCAUGAAUUCUUGGAAAGACUUCAUGAACUCUGUGUAAUUUCUUAAAGAGCUCCCUCUAUCGCUCAGUGACAGAGAUGUUGAGAAUUGAGAAUGGUGUAUACUGUAUAGAUAUCGAUAUCCAUCUCGUGUAUAAUGUACAUAAUUCCUCCCUUUUUUUCUUCAAAGAUGAUGAGAUUGUAAUUGUGAUUUUGAAUUUCACGACAAUGUGGGUCAUGUGUGCAUAAAUUUGUUGGGUAAAUUUUCUUCUUUUGUCUUUGUUUAAAUUGGUCACGUACGGUAUGUGCACCAUUCGUUAUUGCAUAUAUGCCAUUGCAAGAUUAAUAACGUGUCGGUGCUGUGGUCAGCAAAUGUUUGUCUGUUUGGAAAUUGAGCCAUUGUUUUUUGUCCCUUUUCCUUGCUAACCUUUGAAUUUCAAAUUGAUUUUUUUUUUUUUGCAAUUUGUAUAUUUAUGAACUGUACUUUUGAGCAGGCUGAAAAUAUUGCUAAUUCGGACAAGAAUCUUAUAGUAGGCAGAUUUUAUUUAUGAUUGCUAUUUAGAGGUUUUUUUUCUUUUUUUUAAUGUGAUGGUUAUAUUUUAGUUUCAGAAAGCAUUGACUGCCAUACUUGCUUUCUUGCUUUUUGGCAACAAUUAAAUAAUAAUUUCUUCUAUCGACAAUUGCAGAGACAGGAUGAAGUAUUACUUUUUUUUUUUAAUGUGACUUAUUUUUGUGAUAUUAUGACUUCUGUCGUGCUGCUUUUUGUUCUGUAUCUCACUCUUCGAAAUUGUUCAAGCUAUGUUUGACAGUUGCGUAACAUUUCACGUCCACGACUGGUCGGUUUGCGAACAGUACCAGUGUCGACACACACACAAUUCAAAUUCAAACCAUGCAUUGUUGCUUUACACUUUCCUAUGUAGCAUUUUUAAGAAAGAAAGUUUGUAGUUAUCGCAAAAUGUACGAUUGCACUUAGGCUAGUGGCCAAGGGAGCUACUUAAUGGAUGAAUUUCCUUUUUUUUUUAAAUUGAAGAAAAGCAGUGUUAUCAAUUUGAUUGGUUGGAGUGGGAAUAUACUCAGCCAUGAUUUGAAUAAAAAAAAGUAUGUAUCCUCAA